GUGCACAGUACACACAACACUGCCUAUAUAAUUCGACGCUUCAUUAACUUUGUUAUCAUUGAAUGUCUUACCCUUGUUCACGAUCAGGAGAUGACGAAUAAGGUGGAAAAAAGCUACUUAAAUGUGUCGGGGCUAUGCUGUAGUUCAGAGGCGUCUUUAAUAGAGAGAAUACUGAAGCCACUCCCAGGAGUGACGGAAGUGACGGUGGUGGUGCCAUCAAGAACUGUCAUCGUUCAUCAUCAAUCCAUCCUUAUUUCCCAGAUCCAAAUUGUGGACGCUCUGAAUGAAUCAGGAUUGAAUGCAAGUGUCAAAGACAAAGCUGGAGAAGGGGAAAACAGUAACAAGAAUAACAAGAAGAAAUGGCCAAGCCCGUUUGUAUUAGGCUCGGGAUUCUUGGUAUUGUUAACCUUAAUACUCCAGCAUGUUUAUCGUCCUCUCCAUUACCUGGGCCUGGCUGCUGUUGCGCUUGCUAUCUUUCCCAUUUUCAUGAAAGCCGUUGCUGCUAUACGCCAUUUCAACCUCUCCAACAUCAACAUUCUUGUCCUUAUCACAGUUGCUGGAUCAAUUGUGCUAAAAGACUAUUUUGAAGCUGGGGCAAUAGUUUUCUUAUUCACAUUUUCUCAAUGGCUCGAGUUCAAGGCAAGUCACAAGGCUACUUCUGCUAUGUCAUCUCUCGUAGACAUAGUUCCUCAAACGGCAUUCAUUGCUGAAACCGGGGAAAGAGUGAAUGCUGAUCAAGUCCAGCUUAACACCAUUCUCUCCAUUAAGCCCGGUGAUGUUAUACCCAUUGACGGAGUUGUUGUACAAGGAAACUGUGACGUUGAUGAGAAAACUUUAACUGGUGAAUCUUUUCCCGUUUCAAAGCAAAUUGGCUCCACUGUUUGGGCCGGCACCAUCAAUCUAAAUGGUCAUUUAAACGUUAACACUACUGCUCUACCGGAAGAUUGUGUGGUGACUAGGAUGGCAAAUCUUGUUGAAGAGGCACAAAAGAAUAAAUCAAAAACCCAAAGAAUUGUUGACAAAUUCACGAAAUAUUACACCCCGUUUAUCAUAGCUAUAGCUCUCUGCUUAGUGAUUGUUCCCUCUGCAAUAGGAGCACACAAUUUAAGUGAGUGGUGCCGCUUGGCAUUGGUUGUUUUGGUGAGCGCAUGUCCUUGUGCACUCGUCCUCUCCACCCCAGUUGCUGCCUUCUGUGCUCUUUCAAAUGCUGCUAAAUCAGGUCUUCUUGUCAAAGGAGCAGAACAUCUUGAAACUCUGGCUAAAGUGAAGAUAAUGGCAUUUGAUAAAACAGGUACAAUUACCACAGGGGAGUUUAUUGUUGCAGAUUUCAAACCAAUUCUACAGGAUGAUCAUAUUACCUUGGACAAGCUACUGUACUGGGUUUCAAGUAUCGAGAGCAAGUCAAGUCAUCCAAUGGCAGAAGCACUGGUUAAGUAUGCAAAGUCAUAUUCUGUUGAUCCGAAGCCAGAUGAAGUUGAGGAGUUUCAUAACUUUCCAGGUGAAGGAAUUUAUGGGAAGAUUGAUGGGAAAGACAUCUAUAUCGGAAACAAAAGAAUUGCUCUUCGAGCAGGUUGUUUAACAUUACCAACCAUAGGAGAUGAUGAAAUGGAAGGAAAGUCUAUUGGAUACAUAUUCUCAGGGUCUUUUCCUGCUGGAAUUUUCAGCCUGUCUGACGUUUGUCGUACUGGAGUCAAAGAGGCCAUCCAAGAGCUUAAAUCAAUGGGCAUAAAAACAGCUAUGCUUACAGGAGAUCAUCAAGCGGCAGCAAAGCAUGCACAAGAUCAGAUCGAUGGUGCUCUAGAACUUGUCCAUUCUGAACUUUUACCCGAAGACAAGGCAAGAAUAAUUAAGGAUUUCCAGCAUGAAUCAACUACUGCAAUGAUUGGCGAUGGCCUAAAUGAUGCUGCAGCAUUAGCCACUGCUGAUAUUGGUAUUUCCAUGGGAAUUUCUGGUUCAGCACUAGCAAUGGAAACUGGGAACAUAAUUCUCAUGUCAAAUGAUAUCCGAAAGAUACCCCUAGCCGUUCGACUUGCAAGGAAAACGAAACUGAAAAUCCUUGAAAAUUUAUUUUUGUCAGUUAUCACCAAGACUGCUAUAGUUGUUCUAGCUAUCAUGGGGCAUCCGCUUGUUUGGGCUGCUGUUCUUGCAGAUGCAGGGACAUGCUUGCUCGUUAUCUGCAACAGUAUGUUACUCUUAGCACAUAAAGAUAACCACAGUAAAGGGAAUUUUAAAUCUUCUAUUUCAAGACAUGGCAACAGAAUUGCCCUUAGCCACAAGCACUGUUGCUCUGUUAUUAAAAGACUGAAGAAACAUAUGCACACAAGACAUUUUCCCAAAAAAUGUUCUGCGCAAAGUCUCUCCAAUGGCAUCUGCUCACUGUCAUGUGGGUUCCAAAUGAAGACGACUUUAGCUAAAGAUCAAGGUUGUUGUGAAUUUGAUGAUCAAAAAUCUCAAGGAGUACAGCACAAUGUAGCCAUUUUCGAGUCAGAACCCCAUUGUCGCCAACGUUGUUGCUCUGCUAACCAAGUUGAGACGAAGUGCAUUCCUCAUUUUAAUUCUCCAAAGUAUCAAUGUGAAUCUAUGAAUUCAAAAUCAUUUGGGGAGAUUGGGCUACUCCCCAAAGAUCAUAGUGGGUGUGAACAUGAUGUUCCAGUUCAUGGAGUGCAACAAAAUGUAGUCAUUUCCGAGUCAAAUUCUCAUUGUCACCAACGUUGUUGCUCUGCUAACCAAGAUGAGACAAGGUGCAUUCCUGGUUUUAAUUCUCCAAAGAAUCAAUAUGAAUCUGCAAGUACAAAAUCAUUCGGGAAGAUGGAGCCACUCCCCAAAGACCAAGGUUGCUGUGAACUUGAUGAUAAUCCAGCUCACGAAGUCCAACAGAAUGUAGCUAUGUCCGAGUCGGAAUCCAAGUGUCACCAGCAUUGUUGCCCUGCUAACCAAGUUGAGAGAAAGUGCAUUCCUCAUUUCAAUUCUCCAAAGCAUCAAUCUGAAUCUGCGAGUCCAAAAUCAUUUGGGGAAAUUGAGCCAUUCCCCAAAGAUCAAGGUUAUUGUGAACUUGAUGAUAAUCAAGCUCGCGAAGUACAACAGAAUGUAGCCAUUUACGAGUCAAAAUCCAAGUGUCAACAACAUUGUUGCUCUGCUAACCAGGUUGAUAUAAAGUGCAUCCCUGAUUCUAAUCCUCCAAAGCAUCAAUGUAAAUCUGGGAGUCCAAAAUCAUUUGGGGCAAUGGAGCCACUCUCUAACUCUGCUGCAACUGAUGGCUGCUGCGAUAAUGGUGAUGAUAAGCUGGAUUCUAAUGUUGACUUUCAAAGUUCAGAAGUAAGGCAGGUCAGGGGUUGCUGUAAGAAAGAGUGUUGCGGCAAGGCUCCACUCUUUGAAUUGGCUUUAGGAGGGAUAUUAUCAGAAAUUGUGAUAGAGUAAAUUAAUUAGUCAAGUACUUAAGUGAGGUUCCUGGACACAAGAUGCUUGAAAUUGUAGAUAAGUUUGGUUUGUGCAAAAGAUGCUGAUUAUGUAUCCAAAAAGUGUGGUUUGCAAUAAGCAAUGAACUUAACAAAAUUGCGGGAUCGCAUAA
Messenger RNA from Daucus carota subsp. sativus, 3568 nucleotides. RefSeq names its product cadmium/zinc-transporting ATPase HMA3. The coding region runs from base 91 to 3417 and encodes 1108 amino acids. Gene Ontology annotation, molecular function: ATP binding; ATPase-coupled monoatomic cation transmembrane transporter activity; metal ion binding. Gene Ontology annotation, cellular component: membrane. Gene Ontology annotation, biological process: transmembrane transport; monoatomic cation transport. The transcript has 8 exons. NCBI's taxonomy places the organism in Eukaryota, Viridiplantae, Streptophyta, Magnoliopsida, Apiales, Apiaceae. The record is from RefSeq and is a predicted model, not a curated record.